AUGGGUCUGGAGAUUCCUGAGGGUACACCCGAUCGGGGGCCCGGUGCAAGGGCACUUUUUAUUGUUCUUAUGAUAUUCACGACAUUAAUUACUCUCAUUCGGGUGGCCUCAAAAAUCAUCACGAAGCAACGCUGGUGGUGGGAUGAUUUGUUUGCAAUACUCUCAUGGGCUGCAGAAGUAACACUACUCGGAAUCUUGUUUGCCUGGGUUCAUUUCGGCCUUGGACUCCAUGAAGACUUCGUCGCUGUUCAAAAUUCAGCUUAUCUCAUACACGGCGCAAAAUUAUUUUAUGUUGGCGUCUUUAUUUUCGACACUUCGAUUUGUCUCCCCAAAAUUUCCGCCCUAUUCUUCUACGCUCGUGUCUUCAAUGCCAAAAAUCGAUCUUUACGCAUUCAGUUAUGGGUUCUUGGUGGAUUGGUCGCUGCCUGGCUUCUCUCUGCCUACCUCGUCACUAUUUGGCAAUGCGACCCCAUCGCUAGAGCCUGGAAUACUACUAUCCCAGGAAAAUGCAUUAACAAGUUUGCUUGGUACACGGCCACGGCGACAAUCUCCUGUUUGAUCGAUAUUUGGAUCUUGGUUAUCCCUAUUCCACUCAUCAUGAGACUUAACACUAGUCUUCGUCGCCGUGCCUACCUCCUUGUCGCAUUCUGUUUGACCUAUUCUGUCAUCAUCAUCUCCAUUGGCAGAAUGGGAGCCACGAUACAAAUCAUCCCUCAUGUCGAAGAAGAUAUGACCUGGAAGUUAACAACAUAUAUGUACUGGGUUACUCUUGAGGGAUCAUUCUCGAUUAUAUCGAUCUCUGUCCCCAAUGGUAUAGCCCUUGUGAAACAUCUACGAGGCCACACGAAGAGGCCAAGUGAGAACGCGAGCAACAGCAAGUCUUCCGAACACCAAUACGAAUUCAACUCGCGUCCGAACUAUUCCUCGGUAUAUGGGGGUAAGGCCAGUAUUAGUGGGAACAGCGAUAGCCAGGAGCUUUGUUCAGCCGCAGCAAAUUAUGAUGGCACUGAGAGGACACCGGGUGAUAUCCGGGUUAUGACAAAUAUCCAUGUUCAGGACAGGGCUGGCUUUGUUUGA
Messenger RNA from Penicillium malachiteum, 1077 nucleotides. RefSeq lists its product as uncharacterized. The coding region runs from base 1 to 1077 and encodes 358 amino acids. The transcript is spliced from 2 exons. The record is from RefSeq and is a predicted model, not a curated record. NCBI's taxonomy places the organism in Eukaryota, Fungi, Ascomycota, Eurotiomycetes, Eurotiales, Aspergillaceae.